AUCAGAGCAGCCACGUCACAUAAUUAGAGACGUCUCAACCAGUGUGAACUUUGGACAUGAGUAACUUACUGUACCACAGCGUCACGUUGCUGAUGAGGAACAGCUGCGGAGGAAGAGCUAGUGGGUGAAAAAGUUGGCCAUAAGUGGUAUUGACAGCCAGUCGAGUGUUUGGCCACUUUGCGCCACCUUGUGAGUGAAGUGUCGCCCUUGCAGAGCCAGCAUGGUGUCAGUGGUCCGCUCCCUUCGACACCACAGCGACGAGGUAACCUGUUGUGCCUUCUCCCCGACUCUGUUAGCGACGUGUUCCGGCGAUAAGACAGUUCGCAUUUAUGACACCGCUGACUUCUCCGAGCUGCCGUACUCGCCCCUGUCGGGUCACGGCUACGCGGUUCACUGCUGCUGCUUCAGCGCCUGCGGCAGCUACCUGCUCACCUGCUCCACAGACGGCUCCACCAUCAUCUGGAGCGCGGCGACAGGUGAGGCGGCCGCAGCGCUGCAGCACCCGGACCGCAGUCCUGUGCGAGUCUGCGCACUGGCGCCCGACUCUUCUCUCCUGCUGGCCGGAGCCUGCGAUGGCACCGUGGCCAUGUGGAACUUUGACUCCAAGACACUGCGCAGAUGCAGUGCAGUAAGUGAGGCCAGUGUGGUGGCUUGUUGCUUCUCCCCGUGUGGCCAGAUGUUUGUGACUGGCUGCACCAAAGGAGACAUCAAACUCUGGGACUUAGAUGUGAGUCUCCUCCAUGCUGAGAAAGACGCCCACGACCUGGGAGUCACCUGCUGCAGCUUCGCACCCCAGUGUGAAUUUGACGGCUGCUGUGUGGAGUUUCGAUUGGCCUCCUGCGGACAGGACAGCCAGCUGAAGAUAUGGAUUGUUUCCCAGCAUGGAGGAGCAGCCAGUGACAUGAAGCUGCUUCACACUCUCUCUGGCCAGUCAGCCCCAGUUCUGUCUUGUGCGUUCUCCUCUGAUGGAGAGAUGGUCAUCUCAGGCUCGGUGGAUAAAAGUGUCACAGUGUAUGAUGCGAACCAGGGAACCCUUCUCCACACUUUGAACCAGCAUGAUAGGUAUGUGACGGCUGUUGCUGUGUCUCCCACCAUGCCCUGGAUUGCAACUGGCUCCAUGGACAAAACUGUGAAGGUGUGGAGAAUAGGAAAUGGAGACAGUGGAAUUGAAGCCGAAACAACACAGACUGUGUGCCAAGGAAGGAAGUUGCCGGGUCACUCCAGGCUGCUGGUUGCUGAUUGGUCGGAGGAGGAUGUGGGGACUUGGCUGCGUGAGGAAGGGCUGGAGGAGCUUGUCAGCAUCUUGAAAGUCAACAACAUCGAUGGACCGGAGCUCAGCCAGCUGAACAAGGAAACAGUGGCUGAGCUGGGAAUUGAGUCAGUGGGCCUGCGUGGUCGGCUUCUGAGGAAAAUUGAGGCCCUGAGGGUGGAACAGAGCGGUUCAGAGGCCCCAGAUGAGUUUCUGUGCCCAAUCACUAGAGAGCUGAUGAAGGAUCCAGUCAUUGCAGCAGAUGGGUAUUCCUAUGAACGAGAAGCCAUUAAAAGCUGGCUCACAGCCAAGAAUAAAUCCAGCCCCAUGACGAAUUUGCCCCUCCAGACAACGCUCGUCACCCCGAACAGAUCUCUGAAGAUGGCGAUAGCACGAUGGAAGUCCAGCCAGUAGACUGCGGCUCAUGUUAAGCCCAUUUUUCAAAAACCAACCAUACAGGUACUUCAUUAUUAACAGUACUAAUUGCUCAUCUGAUAAGAAGUGCCCUUAUCUUUUGAGUGAGGGGAAAAAUGAAUGUAAUAGUUUUUGGAAAUCAAAAGGCUAAUGGAUAUUUGCCCGUUCUAAUAACCAGUCCUGUUUAUAAAUUAUUGCCUGCAUGGCUGCCAACUGUCUGGAAUGAUACAUCCAAAGAUGCCAUCCUUUAAUUACAUUGAAUUAUGUGUUGAUAUAUCACCUACUCUUCAGGCUUUUAGAUGGUAACCAAGCACCCAUAGACUGUUGAUAUUCUCUUCAUGUGAAGUGAAACUGUCUCAUAACUUAGAAUAAAAGCUAGUAGUCCUGUA
Messenger RNA from Myripristis murdjan (pinecone soldierfish), 2052 nucleotides. Its product is annotated as WD repeat, SAM and U-box domain-containing protein 1-like. Bases 221 to 1663 code for a protein of 480 amino acids. NCBI's taxonomy places the organism in Eukaryota, Metazoa, Chordata, Actinopteri, Holocentriformes, Holocentridae. Gene Ontology annotation, biological process: protein ubiquitination. Gene Ontology annotation, molecular function: ubiquitin-protein transferase activity; protein binding. The transcript has 12 exons. The record is from RefSeq and is a predicted model, not a curated record.